This is a messenger RNA of Paramuricea clavata, 1012 nucleotides long. The record is from the annotation of a GenBank genome assembly. Lineage: Eukaryota; Metazoa; Cnidaria; Anthozoa; Malacalcyonacea; Plexauridae.
AUGGCCUCGGCUUUAACUGGACAACAAGACUACAAAUGCAUCGCAGAAAAGUAUUCAAAGAACAAUGCUAUCCAGAUUAAACUAGGUCAACAGUUUGUAUCCCUUCUUGAGCUCGGUUAUGGCCAGAAAGUGUUGGAUAUGGGCUGUGGGACGGGGGAGCUGACGGCAUACACUGCAAACCAAGUUGGUUUUGAAAACGUAUUUGGCGUCGACCCCGAUCCAAACAGAGAAGUGACAGAGUUGAAAUUGCUAUUCAAACUGCGAGAAACAUCAGUUUUACAGUGGGAAACAGUUCGAGCGUGUUCCCGCAUUCCGACGAAGAAUUCUACGAUGUCUUCUUCAGUAAUUUUGUGUUUCACUGGUUAAACACACACGAGAAGGAAGAAUAUCUCAAUAGAGCAGUAAAGUGCCUCAAGCCCGGCGGUCGACUAGCUAUCCAUUCCGCUGAUGACUGGCCGCAGCCUAUUGCGGCAUUACUAGAAAUGGCAGUAGCAGUCAGCGCUAUGAAACCAGCGCCGUAUUUUGUGGGAAGAACCGCAGUAGAUUCUAUGUGUAAAGAACUUGGCUUUAAAAUUCUUACCAGCGAGACUCUUUUCUAUGAAUAUAAGUUUGCAAGCGUCGAGUCGUUCUUGGCGUGGACAUGCGCUACAUUCUAUAUUGACGAAUCAAAGUUUUCCUCACUGGUUGAGAAGGAACGUCUGAUGAAAUUCUCGGACAAAGACGGAUCGGUUUGUUUUAAACAAAAGGCAUAUCGAAUUGUUGGAAAGAAAUUGAACACGGUUUGAGAAAUAAUAUUUAUUUUUACCAUGCAAACCCACCUAUCAAUGUUAACCCCGAGGGUGGGGGGGUCGGGCAAGGGGUGGGGAUUUGACAUUUUUACAGAAAAAAAUGUCAAAUGCCACUCCCUCGGGACAAAAGUCCUGGGCAAAAUUCCCCACCCCCGGGAUGAAAUUGUAUUCCUGAAGUAUUUGGGUUUCUGAUGCACUCUAUAUGUCAGGUGAUAGGGAAAUGA